CGGGCAUGCGCACUGGGUGUACCAGCGCCACCGCCCAUCAGCUGAGGACUGUAGCUGGGGUCUCUGGGGCAGGUGGGAUCCCGCGGCCGGAGGAGGAGGAAGUCGAGGAGGUCCGGGUGACCAUUUAGAAACUGCUCAGCCCACCAACAUCUGAUGAAAUUGGUGAAUAAGCAAAUCAGCUAUGUCUUACACUCCAGGAAUUGGUGGUGACCCUGCCCAGCUGGCCCAGCGAAUCUCUUCCAACAUCCAGAAGAUCACACAAUGUUCUGUGGAAAUACAGAGGACUCUGAAUCAACUUGGCACACCUCAAGACUCACCUGAAUUGAGGCAACAGCUGCAUCAGAAGCAGCAGUACACUAACCAACUCGCCAAAGAAACAGAUAAGUACAUUAAAGAGUUUGGAUCUCUGCCCACCACCCCCAGUGAACAGCGUCAAAGGAAAAUACAGAAGGAUCGCCUAGUGGCUGAGUUCACAACAUCACUGACAAAUUUUCAGAAGGUCCAGAGGCAAGCUGCUGAGAAAGAGAAAGAGUUUGUGGCUCGAGUAAGAGCCAGUUCCAGAGUAUCUGGUGGUUUUCCUGAGGACACCUCAAAAGAAAGGAAUCUUGUAUCCUGGGAAAGCCAAACUCAACCACAAGUGCAGGUGCAGGAUGAAGAAAUUACGGAGGAUGACCUCCGCCUUAUUCAUGAGAGAGAGUCUUCUAUUCGGCAACUUGAAGCUGAUAUCAUGGAUAUUAAUGAAAUAUUUAAAGAUUUGGGAAUGAUGAUUCAUGAGCAAGGAGAUGUGAUAGAUAGCAUAGAAGCCAAUGUUGAAAAUGCAGAGGUGCAUGUCCAGCAAGCAAACCAGCAGCUGUCAAGAGCGGCAGAAUAUCAGCGCAAAUCCAGGAAAACCCUGUGCAUCAUCAUUUUUAUCCUUAUCAUCGGAAUUGUAAUUAUUGGUCUCAUCAUAUGGAGAGUGUCAAGCUAAAAUUAUAAAGGAGCACACUGUUGCACUACAUUAGCUAAAUUAUGUAGGAAGAUUUCCCUGUAAUCCUGUUUUUUUUAAUUAUUUUUAAGCUAUUGCAUAAAGAAUGGUUCCCAUACUUUGUUAUUUUUGUUUGGGGGUUAAGCUUCCUUUGGAUUAGAACUGAUAGUUUCUAAUACUGAAAGUUUUUCUAAAUAUCACUGCUGGCAUAUACCUUCUGUGCUUUCGGUCUAAUGACUGUUCGGUUGUUGCCUACAUUGUAUAUACCUUUCAUUUCUAAUUUAUUUAUUCUUGUUGACUUAGCUUUUGGAAUUAGUAAAUUUAAAGGUGUGUGUGAAGUUCUGUGUACAUCUGUCUUUCUGUCAGUGUAACAUGCACCCAGAAUUGUGUUACAUCAAUUAAAAAUCUCAAAUUUAAUUUUGAUUUGGGUCAGCAGAGGAAAUAUUCUCAACAACUUAACAAAAUUAACGUUAUCUGUUUGUCGUGUGUUUUGUUUUGUUUCCUCUAAGGUACGUAACAGCAUAAACUAUCUAUUUAACUUUUAUGAUUGGUUUUCUGUUAAGUCCCUUGUUUACUCAAAUGAACUCAUGAAUAAUUCCAUAGUAUAUCUCAUACUCCUGAUGUGUAUAUAUUAAGCAUUUGCUGUAGAUUGCCUAGUAAAUAUGAGGAUAGAUUGUUUUUGCAUAGGAUCUGUUUUAGUCUGACAUUUACUGAGGUAUGUGUAGUCACUAUAAAUGUUUAAUGUAAUUUGGAGGAAGAGUAUGACAAAGCACCAUCUAUUGUCUUAGAAGUCUAAGGUCCCAACUUGUUAUCCACUAUUUCUACAACUAUUAUGGUGGAAAAUUAAUUACCUUCCUUUGUGUUAUAGAAUAAUGGUUACAUUUUUAUCCUUAGGGCAAAAUUACUUUUGGGAAAUAACUUUCCCACAAUUAUUGUUUUUGAACACCUAACACUUAAAAUGUAAUGUUUACCUUGUGACAUUUUAUACCGUCUUUUGUUAGAAAAGGAAUGGGAUGUUUGCCAAUUAACUCACUUGCCUUUUUAAAUCAACAUUGUUUUGAUGCACUAAUGUGAACACUGUAAAGGGGAUUAUCUUAGUUUGUAGUUUGUAUUUUAUAAUGUUCUUAUAUAGCAGUUUGAUAGCGAAGGCAUUGUUUUACAUGGCAAACUAUGAGACUUCAAAUGGGAACAAAUAAUAUAUUAAGUAACUAAUGAAUUGUACCUUUGCAACCAAAAUAAAGAUGAUUUUGAAAGUG
Molecule: messenger RNA, 2220 nt
Organism: Manis javanica (Malayan pangolin)
Lineage: Eukaryota; Metazoa; Chordata; Mammalia; Pholidota; Manidae
Gene: STX7
Product: syntaxin 7
Biological process (GO): intracellular protein transport; vesicle fusion; vesicle-mediated transport
Cellular component (GO): endomembrane system; SNARE complex; synaptic vesicle
Molecular function (GO): SNAP receptor activity; SNARE binding
Source: RefSeq, a predicted model, not a curated record